Messenger RNA from Recurvomyces mirabilis, 879 nucleotides. RefSeq lists its product as uncharacterized. Gene Ontology annotation, molecular function: S-adenosylmethionine-dependent methyltransferase activity. NCBI's taxonomy places the organism in Eukaryota, Fungi, Ascomycota, Dothideomycetes, Mycosphaerellales, Teratosphaeriaceae. The record is from RefSeq and is a predicted model, not a curated record. The coding region runs from base 1 to 879 and encodes 292 amino acids. The transcript has a single exon.
AUGGCAUCUUCACAAGUCUUGAAUACAGCCCCAGCGGACCGCCGUGUCGUCUUAACAAAUGAGAAGGUCACCGGACCAGUGGCUGCAGAAAUGCUGAGGCUCUCUACCCUCGUAGACACCAGCGUACAUAGACAGUCGCUCGAAAUCCUGGACAACGCCACGGGUGGAGGCAUACUAGUGUCCGAGCUCCUGAAGCUAGUGAGUCAGCACUCGAUACAGCCCAAACGCAUCAUAGCCGGCGACCUGGAUGACAAGAUGCUCCAAGCCGCCGCUCAGCAGAAAACCGAUUGCAUAGCCGCAGGCGAGACAGGCUGGCAGAACGUCGAGAUCGCAAAAGUGGAUCACCAAUCCCUACCCUACCUUAGAGAGUCCUUCACCCACCUCUUCUCAAACAUGGGCAUCUUCUUCUGCGCCGACGACCACAAGGCCCUCACGGAAGCAUAUCGAGUCCUGAAACACUCCGGCCAAGCGGGAUUCAGCAGCUGGAAGUCUAUAGCGUGGUGGCCUGAAGUCGCGCAGCCGGCGCUCAAAGCUUACCUCCCUGACACGCCAGAGCUACCGAGUCCAAGCGGCAUGUUCCCUGUCCGUGUCUGGUCGGAUCCCGAAGCUAUCCCUGGCAAGCUAGAUGCAGCUGGGUUUGUGGAUGUGAAGGUUAGUGAGUAUACUUUCACGCCUGUAGCGGAGGCGGAGGAGUUUGCUGAGGCGACUGGGGUGCUCGUGAAUAUUGUGGCGAAGAGGUUUUGGGCUGAGGAGGUGUAUAAGAAGUAUGCUGGCGAGGUGGAGCCAGCGUUGCUGAGGUACUUGAAGGAGCAUUACGAGGAUGGGAGGUGGACUGGUAAGAUGAUUGCUAUUAUUAGCUUAGGCCGGAAAGCAUCGUAA